AUGUCAACUCCAAAUAGACGCGACGUCUUCGAUAAGGUAAUGCCAAAAGGACGAAAAACGGCGCUACAACGAAGUAGAAAUCUUGUUAAAAUAUAACUGCGAGUUCCAAAUCGUAACAGUUCCAUUCCGUGCGAGUUCUACUUCGUUGUAGAGCCCGAAAAACAAGUCGAACAUUUUGGUUAUUUUAUUAAUUUGAGGGAUCUAUCAGAAUUGCCUGAAAUCUUGAUCAUUCGGAUUUACUUGCAGAAUACUCGCCAUGUCAUCAAUGCAGAUAUUGAAAAAAUGCGUGAAACGCAGAGAAACAGAGUAAGACAACACAAUUCAACAGUUCCUCAAAACCAUUGCAAUUAUUCAGAUGCCGGAGGCGAUGGAGGAGGACGAUGAAGAUUGUGGACCGUUCCAUCUGACGCCGGAGCAGAAGGCGGAGCAAACCCGGAAGAGACUUGUGAUCGAGCAACUUCGCUAUGAGCAUAACCAACGGAUGGCUCUCAAAAGACAAGCUGAAGAUACGUUUGAGCUUUCCCCGGGCGAAAGACUCAAGUGAGUCCAACAGGCUUCUGUUCUGAUCACAACUUCAACCUUCCAGCAUUCGUCAUCGCAACCCGAAGCACAGUCGUCUCAUCGAGCGGGAGAGAGGAGCCACGCUGCACGAUGACUACAUCCUGUCACAGGCCGCUUCGUACGUGAUCCUCAUCCUCUUUUUCGUCUUCGUUCUCUUCUACGUUCUGCCAUUCAUUUUCUCCUUUCUGAAAUUCUUCUAGUGAAAUUUUGUCCUAUUUUUGUCAAUCCUUCCAUGCUGUUCAUUCUAUGUCAAAAUCCGUGUUCCAUGCCAAUAUGUUAAAUGAAAUGUUUCGUGGGAUUUUGUUUUGACCUCACGAUAACAGCCCCGUUCACCAAACGAAUCACACGUACCUAAAAUAUCACGGACCUCCUCAGUUUUUGUUUGCUUUACAGCGGGCUCCGAACGAAAAGAGAGGCUCAAAUGGAAGCUGCGAACUCCCGGCGAAGCAUCGAAGAGGUGAUGGUGCGAGCAGCGGAGCAUGCGAGGAAAGAGGACAGACAUCGGCAGGGAGGCUUCGAGUUCGUCGCUUUGGCUGGCCACAUUCUCGAGAGUUCGUGCAAGCACCCGGGCGAUUUGGAAGAGCCGAACUGUUUGGUGAGCGGUCACACCGUCACCCACUUUGUAGAAGGAUCCAAUUGCAGAAGUGCAAGUACGACAGAGAACUGAAACUGGAGGAGCUCCCCGAAAUGGUUUUCGCUCGCAAUUCUCUCACCAUUGGAUUCAUUGGUUCUCCCGCGUUCAUCGAGUUCACCGCACUCGACGCACUCAAAAUGGUCUGUGCUGAUCGACUUCCGGAUGUGAAAGUGGGCGCGUCGACAGCUUGGCAAAGUGCCAGAAGGGACAAGAUCCAGCAGAUCUCCGAGCAUCAGAAGCCGUUCGACUGGACGUACACCACUCAUUACAAAGGAACUGUGCACGGAUGUCGGGUUGGUAGAAACGGAGAGGAACUAAGGGAAAAGGAGAGUUUAGGUGGAGCCGACCGUGGAACGAAUCGAUAUGGAACGGCUGAAGAAACGCGACGAGAUAAUGUUCUCCUCGUCUGUGACCCUGUUCGAAGACGAACUCGCCGACCACGGAAUCGCGCAGCUCUCCGCCCGUAUCCGUGUCAUGGACGCCGGCUAUUUUUUCGUGCUGCUUCGUUUCUAUAUGCGCGUCGACAACGUGCUCCUCAGGUUCAUUCUCUUUUCACUCACCGCCUUCAUUUGCCUACUUACAGAGUCUGUGAUACUCGCAUCGUCGGCGACAGCGGCGAGCGACGUGUGAUUCGUGAGUGGCAGCUCCGCGAGGCUAAGUACGAACAGCUAGGACACGUGGAUCCGGAGGCCCUUCUAGACAUCGACCGUGCGUGGAUGUACUUGCCGAUCGUCCAACAAGAAGUCGACUGCAUUUCUGCCGAAUAACCGAUCCUACUAAUGUGUCUUUAACUCAUUCCUCUCUUUGUUUUGUGAAACGUAUCUGAAAUUUCGUGAUGAAAGACUAUUGUCAAACCUCCAUGAUCUUCCUGCUUCAGCCCGUCUCGCUCGCUCUCCGCCGCCGCCAGGAAGCAUGUGUUUUUUCGAUGUCAUCUUGUCUCCCACUCGAAUUUCCAACAAUUUCUUUCCCUCUACGUUUUGUUGUCUUUUGUUGUGCUCUCGCCGCGCCGAGAGAAGGAUUGAUGCAACUCUUCGGGCGCCCAUCACCUGCCCGUCUUCCCCUCCCUCUCGUUCUCACUUCGGUUUACAAUGCAAUUGAGCUGCAUGCACUCCUCCCUCGCUUUCCUUUUCUCUCUUUCUCUCUCCGAAGUCGUGUGAGCAAUCUGGUGGGCCCGGAGAGCCAUGCGUUUCUGAUUUGAUCCGGUUUCGACUCAACCCGCUUCACAAGUGCGCUUUUUUCAGGAAAGACUAGAAUCUAGAGAGUUCCCCAGUUUCCACAGUUUGAAAGCUCUCUAGUAAGAAUUCUGAGAACUGAGUACGCUCACAAUUCUUUCCAGCUCACUUCCUGAUAUCUCAUUUUAUGACCUCUUCCUACUCGUCCCCCGAUCAUAAAGUGAGCACAGAGACGGGCUCACUUCUUCUGCCCUUUUCUCUUGCGCAGAGUUUUGCUUAUUUCCUCUGAAAAGAGCUCUCAAGUGUGUCUCGAAUCAGCCUGUACGCUUCCCUCAUUUUCCCCGCGUUGUCCUUGUUUUCAUUCGACUUCCGGCUCCAUUCACACGUGUUUCGACGAGCACAUCUGGCUCAAAUCAUUCGAAAACGAGAGAAACUAUAGUCACACUGCGAACAAAAAACCGGUCGGUGACAAAUGGCAGCCCAUUUCUCGCGAGUUCUAAUUGCUCGAGCCGCGAGGGUCCAUCUUUAUUUCUCUGGUACUCUCUCGUUUCUGAGUACUCUUUCGCCUUUUCAGGGAGUUCGGAACAUCAGAAGGAGGCAAUGGACAGGAGGAGAGCAUGAAGAAGCACACGCAUCAUAAGGUGAGCACGGCAAGAAUCGGAAAACGGUGUUGCUUGUAGGCUUAUGGUGACUCGACUGGAAAAGAGCCUUUGAUCGACUUGCAAAUAAUCAGAGAAUGGCUGUCUUCGUUCGGCAAUCAGGGACACUCUUCCGAAGCAGUUCUCAAUGUUCUCUUCACUUUGGGGGUGAUUCUGAAGGAGGAAGGAUGGGAAACGGACGGAUUUGCAGGUGCUCUUGUUCGUCAUCUACCAAUGCGGAUCCCUUUUGCACCGAAUGAACAGGCGAGUGGAGAAGCAGUUGGAGAGCAGGACGAAGCAGAAAAGAGUGGAAAUGUCGGACAAACAGACCGGAGAUGAAAUGGUAUUCACUGAUCUUCACGAGAACGUCAUCAGAGAAAGAAUGGUAAGCAGGUGGAAUUCGAAUUGAAUCAGAGUGGAAACGUCUUCAGAUUCCAUAUCGGAUGCCCGUGAUUAACGACGACUUGACCCUCCGAAACUCGCAAAUAUUCUAUGAGGAAAUGAAAAUGCGAAGGAGUUGUCGGCAGUUCAGUUCUCGCGACGUUCCGUUGAAACUGAUUCAGAACCUGCUCAAAACGGCUGGUUCGUUUGUUCUGUGUUCCCCAAACAAUCAAAGUCUUCAGGAACUUCCCCUAGCGUCGGAAAUCUGCAGCCGUGGACGUUCUGUGUCGUCUCGAGCGACUCGAUAAAAACUAUGAUUCGAAAAAUAUUGGAAGCGGACGAAAGGGAUAAUUACGUUUCCAGAAAGUAAAACUGAACAUGAUCCUAUGAAAAUCAAAGUGGGAAUGUUUACAGAAAAGGAGCGUCGUGGGUGGUGGACGUCUCCCAACUGCAAGACACGUGGCGUCGGCCUUACAUCACAGACGCUCCGUUCCUUUUGAUUGUCUGUCACGAGGUAUUCCCCUACUUUAUCGUUCGACUUAUUCUGAAAAGCUUGCAGAUAUUCCGAGACGUGAACAACAAAACAGAACGGGUCUUCCACUAUAACCAAAUAAGCACUUCGAUUGCUGUAGGCAUCCUCUUGGCUGCUAUCCAGAAUGUCGGCCUCAGCACUGUGGUGACGUCGCCACUCAACGCCGGCCCGGAUAUCUCUCGCAUACUUCGGAGGCCGGAGAACGAGAGCGUGAGUCGUUCGAAUCCGUCGCAAGUGUGCGAAUGCUUCGUUUUCAGAUACUUUUGCUCCUUCCACUUGGCUACGCUUCCGAAGACGUCAUGGUGCCCGAUCUCAAGAGAAAACCGGUUGAACAUAUCACAAAACUCUACUGA
This is a messenger RNA of Caenorhabditis sp. 36 PRJEB53466, 4271 nucleotides long. The record is from the annotation of a GenBank genome assembly. Lineage: Eukaryota; Metazoa; Nematoda; Chromadorea; Rhabditida; Rhabditidae.